This is a messenger RNA of Pezoporus occidentalis (night parrot), 2072 nucleotides long. It is a transcript of the gene LHFPL6, whose product is annotated as LHFPL tetraspan subfamily member 6. NCBI's taxonomy places the organism in Eukaryota, Metazoa, Chordata, Aves, Psittaciformes, Psittacidae. Gene Ontology annotation, cellular component: membrane. The record is from RefSeq and is a predicted model, not a curated record. The coding region runs from base 520 to 1122 and encodes 200 amino acids. The transcript has 4 exons.
CGCCCGGCCGCUAGUCCCCGGCCCCGUCCGCGGCCCCUCAACAGCGCCGUCCGCGGCAGGUCCCGCCCGGGGAGGCGGCGGUGGGGAAAGGGGGAGGAGAGGCGGCGGAGUGCAUUGCCUCCCGAGGAAUCAAAAGGAGGGAGAGGAACGUGCGGAGGAGGGGAAGACGGGCCGGGCCGGCCUGGGCUGGGGAGGGUCUCCGUCCCGCCCGCCUCGGAGCGCCCGCGUCGCCUUCGCGCCGGGAGAGUCGCUUGGGGCAGCCGCCACCCGCCGGCCCCACGCCCCGGCUCCGCGCCCAUGUGCUCCUGGCAGCCGCGACGGGCAAACCUCGCGCACGGCGUGUCAGGACCUUUGACUUCAUGAUGGGAGGAAACAUCCCCCUGGCUGUAAGGAUCCGAGCUUCUCCCAGCGCGAGGAUUUGUCAAGGCUGAGAGACUUCGGAUUAUCCAUAAACAGCUCUAAAACACACAGCUGCUUUUCUGUCUCCCCAUCACGAGGGGUCUUGGAGGAAAUACAGAGAUGGCCUCCAGCCUCACCUGUGCCGGUGUUGUCUGGGCCUUCCUCUCCUUCCUCUGUGCCGCUGCCUCCUGCGUGGGUUUCUUCAUGCCCUACUGGCUCCUGGGGUCUCAGCUGGAGAAAUCGGUUUCGUUCGGCACUUUCCGGAGGUGUUCCUACCCAGUGCGGGAUGAGAGCCGCCAGACAACCGUGAUGGUGGAGCAGUGCGGCCGCUAUGCCUCCUUCCAGGCCAUCCCGAGUGCCGAGUGGAGGAUCUGCACGGUGGUGACGGGCCUGGGCUGUGGGCUGCUCCUCUUGGUGGCCCUCACAGCACUCAUGGGAUGCUGUGUGUCCGAGCUCAUCUCCAGGACCGUGGGCAGGGUGGCAGGAGGCAUCCAGUUCCUGGGGGGUUUGUUGAUUGGCUCUGGUUGUGCCCUCUAUCCUCUUGGCUGGGACAGUGAAGAAGUCAGACAAACCUGUGGUAACCUUUCCAACCAGUUUGAACUAGGGACCUGCCACAUCGGCUGGGCCUACUACUGCACGGGUGGUGGUGCGGCGGCAGCCAUGCUGGUGUGCACCUGGCUGGCCUGCUUCUCGGGUAAGAAGCAGAAGCAGUACCCCUACUGAGCAGCCCCAGCCGCAGGCGCUACCAGGCGCCACAGGGGCUUGCUGACUCCUCUGGAUAACCACAGUGGACAAGACGUUUUCAAGUGCUUUCUCUCUGGAGUGGGUAUGGGCAGGGUGGCGGGUGGCCCCAGGGAGGGCAGGGAGGUUACUGGCACUGCAGAGCCACCCAUCCGGGCUGGACAGGGAUGGGCUUUCUCACCCAUGCUUGUGGUUUGCUCUGCAAGGAAAACUCCGCUUUGGUAAAUGGUGAAAUCCUGCGUGCACCAAUUAAUUGAGAGGUGGGAUGGCGGUGCCCAGAGGCUGGGGUAUCAGCCCCUUGGUGCGGCGCUCCCAAAAGCACACAUGCACGCACAGACAUUGACCAUGGCACAAAAUGAGCAGAGAGGAUCUUUUGGUGUGAUUCUCCUUUCUUUUCCAUUUUUUAUUUUUUUUUUUACACUUCUCUCUGGUGGUUUAAAAUUCAGUGUUGCAACACUUUUUAAUCUGUACAUAAAACUUAAUAAAAGGACCAGUAAGCCACUUUAUCAGUAUUUUGUAUAUUCUCUACGCAUUUUUUCUCCCCAAACAUUUAGCCAUUGCUUAUUCAGCCCUAUAUAACUUUUACUAAGCCUGUGUUUUCAGCAUUAUUACAAAAAUGCAACAUAAUCACUUGGCAUAUGUAGCGUUUCCCUAUAGUACUUUUAGGGAGUGAAGUAAAUGGACGUUUUUCCGUCCAUUGGAAAUUCCACUCACGGUACUGUAGAGCUCUGUUGGUUAUAUACAACUAACAGGAAACUUCUUCCAGACAUAGAUUUCUGUUGCAGUUAUGUUUAGCUCAUUGAUGUUGUAUUGUGCUGUACCAUGUUUAUUAUUUCCAUAUUCAUUUUUGUAAAAUAUAUAUAUAUAUUAUAUGUGCUAUUUUAUGUUUGUAUUUGAAAAAUCCCUGUAAAUAAAUAUUUCCUUGAUCAAUA